CCACCCCAUAAUCAGAAAAGGGCUGCGCUGCGGAACACAUUUCCAAUUACAUACCUCUCUCCCAAACUUUCGCCGUUUAAUCUGUCUGUACAUGGCGACGCCAGUCAGUGAGGUUUUCGAGAAUUCCACUGUUUCCGCCGAUAUCGUGCUGGAGCAGAAUCACGAAAAUCCAGUCCCCCAAAUGCCUAAUCAUGGAGGUGUGGAACCUCAGCUUGUUUUUUCUGAAGAAGAAGUAAGAGGCACAUUGGAAGCAAGUGCAUCCACAGGGAAAUAUUGGCAAGAUUGGGAAAAACUAAGGAGUAUGUUGUCCUACCAUCUUAAGCAGGUCUUGUCAGAAUAUCCAGAGGCUAAAAUGACCAAUGAGCAGCAAAUUGCCUUGUUAGGGGAGACCUACCAGGAGUUGGUGAAAAGGUUGGAUGAUGUUCUUCAUAGCUUUGAUGAAGGACCUCCAUUUACUUUGCAGAGGCUUUGUGAGAUUCUCUUGGCCGCGAGAGGUAUCUAUCCUAAGCUGUCGAAACUGUCUUUGGCUCUAGAAAAGAAUUUAUUGGUCACAUCUACAUUGACAAUCUCUUCUGAUCCAUCUCCACUUGGAACUGAACAAAAUUCAAAUGGAUCUUAUGAAGGAAGCAGGAGUGUGCGGCCUCCGACCAAUUCAGUAGAAAAUGGAAUAGAACCUCCUGUAAGGGACAAAGAUGAAAUAAUGGCUGAGGUGCAGGAAGCUGAGGUUGGUGAAGACAUGACAAUAGACAUGGAAACCAUUGAAGACAUAGUUAGAUCAUCAGAAACGAAUCCUACUCCAAAUGUUGAUCAUAGUAACUCAUAAUUUCAUGUGCAACACUGAUGAAAACUCCAGCCCAUAUGCUCUUAUUUGGAAUGGUACAUAGGUUGGAUGUUGGAUUUUCCUGAACAUGCACUGUUUGGUUGGCUAAUUGGUAUUGUGCUCCUGCCUACUUGUAUACUUUUUGUAGAACCAUCACCAUGUGUCCUUUUGUAAAACAUCACUUAGUGGUACUUGGAGCUUUUAUUUAUGCGCAGAAGAUGAGAUCCCGGUUUGAUA
Molecule: messenger RNA, 1057 nt
Organism: Sesamum indicum (sesame)
Lineage: Eukaryota; Viridiplantae; Streptophyta; Magnoliopsida; Lamiales; Pedaliaceae
Product: serine/threonine-protein phosphatase 4 regulatory subunit-like protein
Cellular component (GO): nucleus; protein phosphatase 4 complex; cytoplasm
Molecular function (GO): protein phosphatase regulator activity
Source: RefSeq, a predicted model, not a curated record